AUGGAUUUGAAUAUAACAACGAUCCUCCUAUUCCAGAUAGUCAUUGGGAUCCUGGGGAAUUUCUCACUCAUAAUUCGUUACAUCUUCCUUUAUUUCUAUGGAAGUGGGUCACGAUCCACAGACUUGAUUCUCAGGCACCUGACUGUAGCCGACUCCUUGGCCAUUCUAUCUAUAGGAGUCCCCCAGACAAUGCUUGCUUUUGGAUUAAAACAUUUCCUCAAUGAUUUUGGAUGCAAACUUGUUUUAUAUCUUCAAAGGGUGGCCAGAGGUAUGUCCAUCUGCACCACUUGCCUCUUGAGUGUCUUCCAGACCAUCACCAUUAGCCCCAUGCACACCAGAUGGGCAGAGCUUAAACUAAAAGCCCUAAAGUACACUGGUCCCUCCAAUAUACUUUGCUGGAUACUACACAUGCUGGUCAGUGUCAUUUUUCCUAUUUAUGUGUCUAGCAAAUGGAGCAACAAUACCAUCAUAAAUGAAAAUGUGUUGCAAUACUGUUCUACUGAAAAGUAUGACAAUGUCACAUUCUCACUCUAUGCAGCGUUGAUAUCCUCCCACAAUGUUUUAAGUUUGGGAUUCAUGUUCUGGUCCAGCGGCUCCAUGGUUUUCAUCCUGUACAGACACAAGCAGCAGGUCCAACACAUUCAUAUGAACAAAGUCUCCAGAUCCUCUGCUGAGACCAGAGCCAUCCAAAGUAUCUUUGUCCUGGUGAGCACCUUUGUAUUAUCUUAUGCCCUUUCUUCCAUAAUUAAUACUUAUCUGGCUCUUUUUAAUAAUUCCAGUUGGUGGCUGGUGAACAUAUCUGCAUUAAUCAGUAUGUGUUUACCAACAGUCAGCCCCUUUGUUCUCAUGAGCAGUGACUCCCGUGUAUCAAGACUCUGUUUUGUCUGCUAUAGAAAGAAUAUAUAA
Messenger RNA from Trichechus manatus latirostris (Florida manatee), 906 nucleotides. RefSeq names its product vomeronasal type-1 receptor 2-like. Gene Ontology annotation, molecular function: pheromone receptor activity. Lineage: Eukaryota; Metazoa; Chordata; Mammalia; Sirenia; Trichechidae. The record is from RefSeq and is a predicted model, not a curated record. Gene Ontology annotation, cellular component: membrane. Gene Ontology annotation, biological process: G protein-coupled receptor signaling pathway.